CGCAGUUUCUACCGUACAGAUUCAUGAACAUCCACUCUUGCUGUUUUUUUUUCGUUUACGCUCAUCCACACCAUCUACAGAUCUACCAAUCGCCAUCCCUGGUUUGUUGCUCAUAUGCCAAAAUGUGAAUAUGAUGAUGCCGUACAGGUGCUGCCUCUGCAAAUGUGCUGACAGGUUAACUGGGAGAUACCGGGGAAUCCUUGCAGGACAGUGCGUCUCACAGGACGUUCAUGCUUUUAACCUUUGACUAGCAGCGAAUGACAAACCAAAGCUCGGUGUCUAUGAGCUGAGCCGGGGUUUAAAGCGCAUCUACACCACGGCACAACACGGCGCUCCCAGGGGGGAGAAUGAUAGAAAGCGCUCUGAAAGUUGGUCGAUAGCGGCGGAGAUAGCUUCAGUGUCGGCAGAGGAAGCAGCGGCGGCGGCGGCGGCGGCGGCGGCGUCACACUGGCAGGCUCCAGAGCGGCCACCCUUGGACCGAAGGCAGGCCCGCUGAGAGAGGAGGACUGCAGCACCAUGGACAGCUCAGAAAUGGAUGCCAAUUAUGGCGGAGGACUGUUGGAUAUGGUGAAGGGAGGAGCGGGAAAGUUCUUCAGCAACUUCAAGGACAAUCUGAAGGACACGUUGAAAGACACCUCCACCAAGGUCAUGCAUCAGGUUGCCACAUACACUAAAGGGGAGCUGGACAUUGCCUACAUUACAUCACGGAUCAUAGUGAUGACCUACCCUGCCGAGUCCGUGCAGAUUGGCUACCAGAACCACGUAGAGGACAUUCGGUCCUUCCUCGACAGCCGCCAUGCUGACCACUACACUGUCUUUAAUCUAUCUCAGCGCAACUACCGCGGCGCCAAAUUCUCCAAUAGGGUUUCAGAGUGUAAUUGGCCUUCUCGCCAGGCUCCCAGCCUCCACAACCUGUUUGCCGUGUGUAAGAACAUGCACAACUGGCUCAAACAGAAUCCCAAGAAUGUGUGUGUCAUCACCUGCUCGGAUGGCCGUGCUCUCUCUGGUGUUUUGGUUUGUGCCAUGUUCUGCUUCUGCCACCUCUUCAACAACCCAGUUCCUGCCAUGCAGCUACUCAGCGCCAAGAGACCAGGUUCCGGCCUCUGGCCCUCACACCACAGGUAUAUAGGCUAUGUGUGUAGCAUGGUGUCAGAGAAGCCCAGUCUACCCCACUCCAAGCCCUUGAUGAUCAAGGGUCUCACCAUAACUCCUGUCCCCUGCUUUAACAAGCAGCGCAACGGCUGUCGGCCCUUCUGCGACGUCCUCAUCGGAGAGACGAAGAUCUUUACCACUUCACAGGAGUAUGAGAGGAUGAGAGAGCACAGGGUCCAAGAGGGUAAGAUCGCUUUUCCUCUGGGUGUGAGUGUGCAAGGAGACGUCAUUGUUUCAGUCUACCACAUGAGGUCAACCAUCGGAGGACGUCUGCAGGCCAAGGUGUCCAACACCCAGAUCUUCCAGAUACAGUUCCACACUGGCUUCAUUGCGCCUGGUACCACCAUGUUAAAGUUUAACAAACCAGAGCUGGAUGCAUGUGACUCUCCUGAGAAGUAUCCCCAGCUUUUCCAUGUAAUACUGGACGUGGAGGUGGAGGGGGUGGACAAGCAAAAGGACCUGACGCCACCGUGGGAGCAGUUCCCCGUUAAAGACCUCAACCCCAACGUGCUCUUCUCCUGCCACCAGGAGCACCAGGACGCACUGGCUAUUGCUGAUGAGAUGGAGGGAUUGGAUCUGGAGGAGCCAAGUCGGCCCCACGGAGGUCCAGACGGUCGGGGCCACGGGGAAGAGAGCGAGCCCUCGGAUGAUGAUAUGCUCUCUCUCUCCAGCCAGCGAAGCAACGCCAGCACGGCCCCCCAGAAACCCGACCCUUCUGUGCCGAUGCCUGCCGCCUCUGCACCCGCUGAAGAAAUGGAUCUUCUUGGCCUCGAUGGGGAGGAGAUCAACUGUCCUUCAUCUCAGCCCCCGUCUUCUGCAGCCGCAACCACUGACCUCCUAGGGGACUUGUUCGGGGGCCCACCCCAGCCAACCAGUGGGGCAUCAUCUGCCCAGUCCACACCACAGAAAGUAGUCCUAAAUACUGCCUCGCCAUGUCCCUCUCCUGCACCAUCAGGUUUUGAUCCCUUUGGGACGGGUCCCAUUCCUAAGCCUCAGGACAUGAUGGGUUCAUUCCUUGGACCAGGUAACGUGGGGCAGCCAGACCCCUUCCUGCAUGCUGCACGCUCUCCAUCACCCACCCUGCAGCCUACAAGCUUGGGCCGGAGUUCCCCAGUCCCGCCCGCCACCCCAAUCGUCAACAUUCAGCAGCUAAACGCAAAGGGAGGAUGGGACUGGAACAGACCAGCUACCACAAGCACAGGAGCAGGCUUUGGUAUGGGCAGUCGGUCAGCGACUACCAGCCCUACAGGCUCGGUCCACAGCACCCCUACUCACCAAACCCAGCCAAACACCCUAGACCCGUUCGCUGACUUAGGCAACCUUGGGGGAAGCCUUGGAGAAGGUUCUGGCUUUUCCAGCAAACCCACCACUCCUACUGGAACUGCCCCUUCCGUCCCUCCCAUGGGCUCCCCAUCGCGACCUCCUCCGUCACCCCAGCAUGCAGAAGGGUGGCAGUCCCACACAGGAUCCAGCUUCCCCUCGUGGCAGCCAGGUGCUGGAGGUGGUGGCGGAUGGCCACACCAAGGACAGGGCCCUGCUUCACAGCCAAAGCCCAGCCCCAGCCACACCCCCAUGCCUCACACAUCGCCCCAGAACCGACCCAACUACAAUGUCAGCUUCUCUGCAAUGGGAGGGGGCUCCCCCAGCGCAGGGGGUAAAGUACAGGCUGCCAUGGGUUCUAAGCCCAAAGCCUUUAAUGCCAACUUUGAUGACCUGCUGUCUGGUCAGGGCUUUGCUGGGGCCAAAGAGAAGAAAGGGCCCAGGACUAUAGCAGAGAUGAGAAAGGAGGAGAUGGCCAAAGAGAUGGACCCUGAGAAAAUAAAGAUUCUGGACUGGAUCGAGGGAAAGGAGCGUAACAUCCGUUCUCUACUGUCCACCAUGCAUACUGUGCUGUGGGAGGGAGAGACGCGCUGGAAGCCUGUGGGCAUGGCUGACCUGGUUACUCCAGAACAGGUCAAGAAGGUCUACCGCAAAGCUGUCCUGGUCGUCCACCCAGAUAAGGCGACAGGACAGCCCUAUGAACAAUAUGCCAAGAUGAUUUUCAUGGAACUAAAUGACGCCUGGUCAGAGUUUGAUAGCCAAGGACAAAAACCCCUCUACUGAAUAAAUAGUCAGAGGAAGUGAGCGAGGAGAAGUUGUCCCUCCUGAUUAUGUCAUCCAAUCCUAAAAAUGUGUCCCCACCUCUUGUCAACAUACUACAGCCGCACCCUACAACAUCUGCCUUUAUACCUGUGCUUUGACCCGUACUUCUCUUCUCACCACAAACAAACACAGAACAUCCAGAUGAUCUGCAAAGUCGGAAAAAAAGACUUACAGAACUCCAGUGACCAACAGUGUGACUGAAAAAAGGACUCCCCCGUAGCUAAAAUGUACCUACCUAAGGUAUGCGUGUGGUGCAACGUAGCCCUUCAUUGUUGAGUGUCCUUAGCACUGAAACAAACCCACCAAUCAAAGCAGAGUCACCAGCACGUCUGGAAAUAACAAAAGAAGAGACAGAUCAAAAGAGAGCGAGAAACUGUGGUCAAACGAGAUAAGAGAAAAACACGUCAGGGAGUAAACUGAUCAAGCAUUUCACAGACUUCUCUAAAUAAGGAAAUAAGAGUGUCAGAUAGUCCAUAGGACACAAAUAAGCAUUUAACAUCAAUCAAGCCACUUACCCACGAAACAUUAUGUUGUACUUUGUGUGGAAAUUGAAUCCAUGAUCAGUUCUUUCAUAUCAAAUUCACGCUUUUUUCAUGGAAUUGAAUGUUCUUAGAAGAACAGAUAAGAACAGCGGCGUUAAGUUGCGAUGUGUUUUUUACUUACAAACCGGUUUUCAAUCCAAAACAAGCUGUUUGGAGGUACACAUUAACAAUAAAAUUUAAAAAAGUGCAAAAAGAAUGAAAGCAAACUGCUUUUACCACUUUUGACUGUAACUGAUUACAGGUUGGCUUCCAUCUCCAUUAACCUUAUUUAUUAAGUCUGCUGAGGAGAAUUGGAAAUGUAAAUGACGGGGCUCUACAAUAAAAACACACACCAGAGGUUGCUACGAUUUCAGUUUCUGAGUUAAUAUUCAUAUGACAGAUUAACAAAAAGGUGUUUGUACUGUAGGUGAAUGAUUUUUCAUUGGUGUGUCUGAUGUCAUAAAGCCUUGUGUGUUUCCAUGACUGCAGGGAACUGAGGAUUGUAUACUGUAUUUUAGGAUGAGCACAUGUACAGUUCCAUACAUGAAGCACCUCGAGUGUACUCACUCAUACAGUAAUAUGUAUUUUUGCAAGGGAGCUCUGUGAAAGCACAAACUUUGACUCGGUACUGCUUUGAAGGAAAGCACUUGUUAUUUAUAUGUUCAUCUUAGUUUUGCUGUUUUGUUUAUCAGACCUGCUGCAUUAUUGUGGUUUAAAUAAACAGCACAUGUCAACUUAUUUAAAGGACAUGUUUGGGAUAUUUUAGACCCUUAUAGUUUUAACUCAUUAACUGAGUGUCAAGCAAAACACGGGAAUCAUUUGUAAGACUAUAUCACCAUUUCUGAGUGCGUAACCUUUUAUAAUCUGCAGUAACGUUUUCCAAACAACAGAAGUGACGCUUGUGUGCAGCUCAUCUGUCGUCAUCCUCAUCGUUACAAACUUCCCACAAUGCAAAAAGAAUCGUGGGUUGAUUUUGCUGAGACUCGAAAUGUUCUCAUACUGUUAGAUGAUAUAUCGUAAUGAUUGAAUUAUGUGCUUUACUCUAUCUCACUUUAUCAUGUAUCAAAUUCUUCAUUUCACUCAGACCCUACAUAUAUUUGCUGUCAUUACAACAGUGAUUUGCAAUGAUUGCAACAUGUUUUUUUUGUUAAAUUACUUCAUGUCAUUUGUUUACGUUUGUGACAUUUCUGUCGCAGCACUGACACUUUUAUUUAUAAUGAUCAUGCAGCUUUUGGUCUGGAUGAGUAAUACUGACAUUAUUUCAUAUCAGCACACAUGGCCGUAUAUGUUGCAGGUUUGUAAUAGUUUAAAUCUAGAAGAGAUGUGAAUUCUCUUCAAAUAAUUUCACUGAUAAAUGGAAACGGACUCCUAACAUUUUCUCCUUGUGGAAAAAGUAUUUCACACUCCUGGGACGAAGUCCAUGGGCAAAUGACAAACAUGCAAAAACAAAACAAAAUGGAUCUACUGAUUAGCAAGUAGAAACUGAAGCAAAUCUUAAUUUCUUAUAGGAGUUUGAGGUUGUCACAGGAAACUAAUAUGAUCUUAUAACAUCCUUCUAACAACAGAGCUUUACUGUAAAGAGCUGUUCUAUUCUGUUAUAAAUCCAUUUUCACACUUGCAUAUUUAGCAGAAUAUUUGCCUUUAUAUUUUCUUGAACUUAUUUAUUUUGUUUUCAUUCUGUCAUUCUCUCUGUUUUGGAGGUAUAGAUUUGUUUAACCAUUUUAAUGGUUUUCCCGUUGUUGGACUUCAUUAUUACCCAGAAUUUCCAGUUUGUUCAUCUGUGUUGAAGAUGUUGACUACACUGACUUAUGACUGCUAUAAAGCGCUGUUUUGUCAACUGGACAGAGCAUCUUGACUAAAAUGGGUCCCAGAACAAGACUCUUGGUCUCAUGUUGAAAAUGUUAAACUCUGAUGUAGAGGCCACUGCUUUCUUAUCAAACACAGGAAGUAUGUAGUAUGUGCUUCUGUGUUCUAUUGAGGACCUACAUGUGAAAAAACCCUCAUAAGCUCCCUCGCUGACUGAAUUCUCUAUCUGAAAUCGUAUGGCUAUGUUAAAAAGCUAACCUCUGUAUAUUGUAGUCAAUGGAUGUGUGUUGUUUGAAGUUGUUGUACGUAUGAAUACAGAACUGGAUACAGACUACUGUGCGUUAUGUGUUUGCCUGUCUGCUGUUCAAGUAUUACUAAACUGUGUAAACAUUAUGUUCAUGUGUUCCUUUUCAGGUCUGUUUACCAUUACAGGAUGUACAUAAUGAUCAAGUGCGGUGCACAAAAAUAAAUAGUAAACAGAAAACAGAGGCAGCAUUCAUCAGA
Etheostoma spectabile (orangethroat darter) is the source of this 6125-nucleotide messenger RNA. RefSeq names its product DnaJ (Hsp40) homolog, subfamily C, member 6 (gene dnajc6). Bases 517 to 3255 code for a protein of 912 amino acids. The transcript has 20 exons. NCBI's taxonomy places the organism in Eukaryota, Metazoa, Chordata, Actinopteri, Perciformes, Percidae. Gene Ontology annotation, biological process: clathrin-dependent endocytosis; synaptic vesicle uncoating. Gene Ontology annotation, cellular component: vesicle; postsynaptic density; intracellular membrane-bounded organelle. Gene Ontology annotation, molecular function: clathrin binding. The record is from RefSeq and is a predicted model, not a curated record.